Messenger RNA from Endocarpon pusillum Z07020, 867 nucleotides. RefSeq names its product fructose-bisphosphate aldolase. The record is from RefSeq and is a predicted model, not a curated record. Gene Ontology annotation, biological process: carbohydrate metabolic process. The transcript is spliced from 3 exons. The coding region runs from base 1 to 867 and encodes 288 amino acids. Lineage: Eukaryota; Fungi; Ascomycota; Eurotiomycetes; Verrucariales; Verrucariaceae. Gene Ontology annotation, molecular function: aldehyde-lyase activity; zinc ion binding.
AUGGUAAACAACUUAGCCAAUAACAAGAGCAUACAUAUUCUGAAAGCUGCGGAACAAGGUGGUUAUGGAGUGCCAGGAGUUGUGUCGUACAAUUUGGAGACCAUCGUUGCAGUGGUUCGAGCGGCGGAGCGCAGGCGCUCACCUGCUCAAAUCCUUCUAUUUCCAUGGGCGAUGACCUACGCCAAUGGCCUUCUCGUCAAUCUUGCAGCUGAUGCGUGCAAUUCAGCAUCUGUCCCCAUUUCUCUACACCUGGACCAUGCACAAGAUGAGGCCAGCAUCAAACGCGCAGCUAGCAUGCCCUUUGACUCAAUCAUGGUAGAUAUGUCGCAUUACGGGAAGGAGGAAAACCUACAGCGGACUGCUGAGCUGGUUCAACAUUGCCAUGAGCAGGGCAUUGCGACUGAAGCGGAGCCCGGUAGGAUCAAUGGUGGAGAAGACGGUGUCAAGGAUACAGCAGACUUGGAAGGCAUAUUGACGACACCAGAGGAAGCCAUGCAGUUCAUUGAUACGGGCAUUGAUUUUCUGGCGCCAGCGUUUGGGAAUGUGCACGGAAAAUAUGGCGGAAUCGAAAACAUCAAAUUGGAUUUGCCGAGACUUGACAGUGUACGCAAGGCGAGCCAGGGCAAAGUGCAGCUUGUGAUGCAUGGAACGAAUGAGUUUACCGAGGACAUUCUACGUACCUGUGUCCAACAUGGCAUGACCAGGCUAAACGUGAACGACCUUGUGCUGUGGCGAUACAAUCAAUAUGUCAAGGAAAACGCUGGCAAGGUGCCUUUGACUGAAUUGAUGGAGCAGGGAACGCAAUUGAUUCAGGAGCGCCUGGAGUGGAUGAUGGAUGUGAUCGGCUCGAGUGGGAAGGCUCAAUGA